UCAAUCAAACGUCAAAAGCUGAAAAUUUUCUUCAUGUUCGCGAGUGUGUUGGCUGGCUGAUGGAUUGUGCUGUGUCGUGCAAACGCGAAUGGUGAAAAACUCAUUCGCACACGCGUGAUAUUUCAGUGCUGCUGCAGUGGAAAAUCGAUUUUUUUCCGUUCCCAAAUUCGUCGGUGGGUGAUUCCCGUGUGAUUAGUCAUUGUUGCUUCUGCUCCGGUGCGUCGAUUGGUCGUGCGAGUGCAGUCUUUCAAGCGGUGGUGUAAUCACCCGUGUGUGUGAAUCAAUCAGUUAGCGAAGCGCUAGUGCGAGGCCCCAAUCGGUAGGCGGACGGUUUUGAUUGGAAGAGGAAGGAGAAGGAGACCGUAGUAGCAGAGCAGCGCAGCGUAGCGAGAGGCGAGGCGAGAAGCGCACCAUGCAAGGUGUUCUAUUGCACAAUAUUGCUGCCUGUGAUAAAAAGUACUAUUCGUCAUUGUUGCUGGUGAAAAGCGGUGCCAAGUGCGGUUGUUUGUAUAAAACUGGUGCCCCGUGUCAAGGUACUUUCAUUAGCGCUGAGGAAACCCACGGGAACUGUCAAACGAGAAGAUCCUGAUCAUCGUCCUAAUAGCGUAUAGUGGGCGAGUUACGUGAAACAGCUGAAAGAGCGAAAACCGCUGUUAUUAGAAGAAGUGCAAGAAGCCAAUUUUUAUAUUUAGAGCCAACAACUAGUGAAAUAAACAGUGCGAGUGUAGAAGAAAACGAGCAAGAAAGAGAGAGGGAGGAAUAGGAGCUUGAUUUUGAAAUCAGUGUCGCCCAGAGAGCAGUUUGGAUUUAUUGUUCGUGGCAACAGCAGGUACCGAAGCAGCCGUCAAAAUAGGGUCCGAUAGCUAUCGCGGCGGGAGGAAGUCCGGGGCCAACAGCAGCAAGAUGCCUCGCAAUCGAAGGAAAAAUAUGGCCAAUGGCAACUCCCAUCACAACAACGAUUCGGACGACGAUACAUCCAACGACAACGCCAGCGUGUACUCGACUCAAUCGGAAACGUUGAACGAUGCCUACAACAACAACACCGACGGUGACUCGACCCAAGCCGAGGCUGGCAGCGGUUUCGAGAAGCACGAGGAGAAACUGCUGCAGGCGAUCGAGAACGCCACCGACAAGUCGCUCCAGACCCGGAUCAACGCAUUCCAAGUGAUCAACGAAACGCUGGUGCAUCACUACAUCCCGGACUUCAUCGACGACCGCAAGAUGACACUGAUGGACGCCAUCGAGAAGUCCGUCAAGAAGGGCAAGGGAGCAGAGCAGGCCUGGGCCGCGCGGAUCAUCCCGCUGUUGGUGAUCCAGCUCGAGGGAGCCCAGGAAAUCAACGGAAUGAUGAACGUGCUGAAACCGGUCCUGUUGGCGACGGCUCAGGAUGGAGCUGCUUCGUACGAUGCCCGUGCCAAGUGUUGCAUGGCCCUUGGGUUACUAAACUUCCUCGGAACAGAUGACAUCGGAGAUCUACUGCCGCUGAUGAAGAACUUCGAGGGCAUCUUCUCCGGAAGCUACCUCAAGGGAGAUAACACUCCUAGCACUGCCAACGCGGAUGCAGCUGCCCUACACAGUGCAGCUCUCAGCGCAUGGGCCCUGCUGCUGACGUUGAUCCCCUCUGGAGAUCUGGUAUCGCUCGUCAACAGCAACAAUCAGAUGAUUCCAUCGAUCAGUAAGCUGGUGGGAAUGCUGCAAAGCCCUCAUCUGGAUGUCCGGAUGAUCGCCGGAGAAACCAUUGCCCUAAUUCUGGAGAGUGGCCGCUCGCACGACGACACCUUCCUCGAUGACGAACUGCCGGAUCUGAUCGAAGCCACGCAGAAGCUGGCCACCGAUGCGCACAAGUACCGCGCCAAACGGGACCGCAAAGUUCAACGGGCGACGUUCCGUGACGUGCACCGCUAUCUGGAGGAGGACAUCUCGCCGGAAAUCUCCAUCAAGUUCGGCAAGGAAACCCUCCUGCUGGACACCUGGUCGCUGCAUCAUCAGUACAUCUGCCUGCGGAAUGCGCUCGGAUUCGGAAUGAACGUACACCUGGCGGAGAACGAGUUCCUGCGGGACGUGCUGGAGUUAGGCGCCAAAAUGGACGAACUGGAGCGCAGUCUGAAGGUGGCCAAGGCCGAGAAGAAGUUCAUCAAUGCUGCCGCGUUCAAGGCACGGACCAUCACCCGGGGCAAGAACCGCGAUAAACGAUCGGCUGUUGUCAACUAGGGGGGGAUCUGGGGGUGAAUGUUGCUGUAUAUAGAAUCGUGUGAUUUAUAUUUUUUAUGAUUAUAGGAUUUUUUGUUUUAGGCAUUUGAUAUGGAGUUUUUUUUUCGGUAGCAGAACUACCUAUAAAUGUUUAAUUCUAAGAAUUUAUCAUCGGUACCUUACCUACAAAUUUGAAUUUUCCUGUUGAUGAUCUUAGUAAAACGAUUACCGAGAAUCAAACAACUGUGAACGCGUCAUUUUUUUAAUUUUCCAAUCGUUAAAACUUUAUCGAAUUUCGUUAAAUCAAAACUUACACUGAGAUCGUACACUCCGUCUGGUGUGAUCGAUUCCACAAGUUAAGUACGCAUCGUUUCGUUGAAUUUGCUUGAUUUAUCCUCCCUGCGUAGGAACGAGCAGCAAAGGAAAAUCAAAUGGCAAUUAUUUUAUUAACUCAAUCGCAAGAAAUAUUAAUCGCCGAAUUUCCUAAUUAAAGUAGCUGUGGUUAGAAUUGUCGAACUUUCCUUAAUUAUGAUAGCUCCCCGAUCGUAAAAUGACUACUCAAUAUUGCAAAAAAAAAGAAAACGGUAAGUUAAUAUAGUGAAAAACAAAUUGCAUGUAGUAAAAAUCGUUUAUGUGUAUGUAUACCAAUAAAGUCACAACUAGAUUCGUUCUGCAAAAGAAACUAGAAGUGAUCCUGAAAGGGCAAACAAAA
This is a messenger RNA of Aedes albopictus (Asian tiger mosquito), 2902 nucleotides long. RefSeq names its product interferon-related developmental regulator 2 (gene Ifrd1). The coding region runs from base 904 to 2211 and encodes 435 amino acids. The record is from RefSeq and is a predicted model, not a curated record. Lineage: Eukaryota; Metazoa; Arthropoda; Insecta; Diptera; Culicidae. The transcript is spliced from 2 exons.